Penicillium brasilianum is the source of this 1492-nucleotide messenger RNA. The record is from the annotation of a GenBank genome assembly. NCBI's taxonomy places the organism in Eukaryota, Fungi, Ascomycota, Eurotiomycetes, Eurotiales, Aspergillaceae.
CGCAUGGUGGGAUGUUCAAACUCCAACGAGACCCACUUCCAACAUCCGACGGAGAUGAGGUCACCCAGCUCUUAAAUUCUAUGAUUAAAGAUAUCACAGGUCAACUUCCAGUUGAGCGCCUGAUUCGACCACUCAGAAUUCCCUGACAAUAUGUCCUGCCCUCGAAGACUCAAUCUUGGCAUCAUCGGUGCCGGUGAGGUCUUCCAAGUCUGCCACGGGCCUUGCCUCUUGCUUUUAUCGCACCUCUUUAAGAUUGAAUCUAUCUGCGAUCUAUCCCCUACCACGAUAGAGCACUGCGCGAUCAAGUUCAAUGUCCCGAACAAGACCACCACGCCGCAAGAGGUGAUUGACAACCCAAACGUCGACACAGUCUUCAUCCUUACCUCGGAUGAAAGCCAUGCUCCGCUGGCUAUUGCCAGUCUGAAAGCGGGCAAGAAUGUCUUUAUCGAGAAACCAGUAUCUCUGUCUCUCCCUUCUAUGGAAUCCAUCAUCGACGCCGAGAAGAAUGCACCUGGCGGUGCCCGAGUCUUCGUGGGUUAUAUGCGUCGCUAUGCCCCAAGCUUCUUGCAGGCCUUUAAGCGAGAGAUUGCUACUAUCCCGAAAAUUCUGUAUGCACGAGUUCGCGACUUUAGCGGACCCAAUGCGCAAUUCGUCAACCAAAGUGGUACUUUCCAGGUCAAAGGUUCUGAUUACCCUCCCGAGGCAGCAGAGGAGCGCAACAUACGCUUAGAAGCUCUCUUUGCAGAGGCAUUCCCGAACGAAGAGAUCACGGAUGAAAAGCGCAAGUUUUGCCGCUUCUUGGGUAGUCUUGGGUCUCAUGACAUUUCUCUCAUGCGUGAAGUUCUUGGGUUCCCCCAGAAGGUCGUUGGUGUGUCUGUAAAUGAUCCCUUCUACAACGCCAUCAUGACUUUCCGCAACCAAGAUGGCUCCACUUAUUCGACCACCUAUGAGAGUGGUAUUGAUGGGGUUCCAGUCUUUGACGCCCAUAUUGCAGUGUACGGAGCUAACAAGAGAGUGACAAUCAAGUAUGACAGCCCUUACGUCAAAGGGCUGCCGAUCUAUGUUGAAGUGGAAGAGCCGAACGAGCAUGGAGAGAUUCAGCAGCGGACUAUGCUAUCUUCGUACGAAGAUGCUUAUACAGCCGAGCUUCAGGAAAUGUAUGAAGCAUUUGUGCAUGGAAAAGCCAUCAAGACCAAUGUCGAAGAUGCCAAGAAGGAUCUUGAGAUCUACAAUAUGAUGUACAAGAGUUGGAGCGGGAACUAGCUACCCCAAAGCGCCCUUCGCAUCUAAAUUUACAAUUUAGAAAGGGGUUUGAUCAUUCUAUUUUUCCGGGCUUUCUGAUACACCUGUCCCUCCAUUUGUCCGGGCUAUAUAGCCUCGGGUAUCCCGUACAUACAUAGAUUCCAAUUGUCCGAAAAGAAGCCAUUUUUGACUGAGCUCCAGGAUUGGAUAUAGCAACGCCAUAGUCGGGCAAACACUUCCAUCAUUUCAC